UGCACCUGCACUCCCCCGAUCAAGCUGAAAACAUUUGAGACAGACCAGCGAGACGGGCCUUUUUCUCUCUCUCUCUCUCUCUCUUUCUUCUUACUCCGAACUGCGACAAAAUAUGAAUCGCAGGGCAAGCAGCUGAACAACAGACCGGGCAAAAGAUCACUGAAGAUGAGCGUGCAAGGUCACGAGAUGGACAAUGGCCAUUUGGAGUCCGACAAUCUGUCGGUGGUGAAGGACGAGGAGGAGGUGGUGUGGGAGAACGUGGAGUGCAACCGUCAUGUGCUGAGCAGAUACAUCAACCCCGCCAAGCUGACUCCAUACCUCCGGCAGUGCAAAGUCAUCGAUGAGCAGGAUGAGGAUGAAGUACUCAAUUCCCACAUGCUGCUGUCCAAAAUCAACCGAGCAAGUCGGUUGCUGGACAUUCUGCACACUAAGGGCCAGAGAGGCUAUGUGGUGUUUCUGGAAAGCCUGGAGUUCUACUAUCCGCAACUGUACAAGCUGAUCACGGGCAAGGAACCCACCAGGAGGUUCUCCACCAUCGUAGUGGAGGAAGGGCACGAGGGGCUGACGCAGUUCCUGAUGAACGAGGUGAUCAAGCUGCAGCAGCAAGCCAAGGCCAAGGAAGCCCAGCGCUGCGACAUGCACAUCCGCAACAAGCAGCUGGAGGAUGAGAAGAAGCAGCUGAAGCUGAAGAACAUGGAGAUGCACACCUUCCAGGAGCGCUACAACAAGAUGAAGGAGGAGAGGAACAACUACAACGACGAGCUCAUGAAGGUCAAGGACGAGAACUAUAACUUGGCCAUGAGGUACGCCCAGUUGAGCGAGGAGAAGAACAUGGCCGUCAUGAGGAGCCGCGACCUACAGCUUCAGGUUGACCAGCUGAGGCACAAACUGAACAAGGUAGAGGAGGAGUGCAAACUGGAGCGAAACCAGUCGCUCAAGCUGAAGAAUGACAUGGAGCAGAGGCCGAGGAAGGAGCAGGUGCUGGAGUUAGAGCGAGAGAACGAGACGCUGAAGACCAAGGUCCAAGAGCUCCAGUCAGUUAUUCAGGCCGGGAAGCGCAGUCUGCCCGACUCGGAGAAGGCCAUCCUGGACAUCCUGGAGCACGACCGUCAAGAAGCCCUGGAAGACAGGCAAGAGCUCGUCAGCAAGAUCUUCAACCUGCAGGAGGAGAACCGUCAGGCAGAGGAGCUUCGAGAUAAGUACCUGGAGGAGAAGGAAGAUCUGGAGCUGAAAUACUCGACGCUGGUGAAAGACUGCGAAAUGUACAAGCACCGGAUGAGCACCAUCAUGUUUCAGCUGGAAGAAGUGGAGAAAGAACGUGAUCAGGCGUUCCGGUCUCGUGAUGAAGCCCAGACGCAGUAUUCCCAGUGCCUGAUUGACAAAGACAAGUACCGCAAACAGAUCCGGGAACUGGAGGAGAAGAACGACGAGCUGCAGAUCCAGAUCGUCAGGAAGGAGGGGAAGAUCGUGGCUUUAGAAUCCAAACUCCGUCGCCUUUCAAAGGACACCAUCUCAGCCGACCAGAGUCUGCCGCGCAAUAUUCCUGCCACCGUGAUCUCUCAGGCUUUCUGCCACUCCUGUCACAAGUCUAACGGUCAAGAAGUGGAAAGCUCAUCCACCUCUGAGGAAUCUCCUGAGGACAACGAAUUUUUCGUGCAGGACCAUCGGCUGAAGAGGAGGCCGAACCUUAAGGUUUAUGGAAUUGGAAGACCCAAAUCUCCAUGCACUCUCCUCAGACAGCAAGAGGGUCAAGAUGAAGACUUGUCAGAUGUCAGUAGCACCAAGAUAGAAACUCCCAAUUCUAUCCCUGGGUGUGAUCCACUGGUUAAAAUGACCCUGAGGAAUCGCUUCCCCAGCGUGCUAUCCACUACCCCAGAGCCACCGUGCAACGAUUCAAUACUCCGACGGAACAGAGAGGAGGAUCGGGAAAUACCAACCAGAAGUAUCACAGAGGAGGAUGACGAUAGCUUCUGCGGCUACAGUUUGGACCUCAUGCAAAUGGAGAUGGAUGAUGACUAUCAAGACAGGAACUCUCAUGGCCCUCCAUCCAUUCACUCCUCCUCGUCAUCUCACCAGUCGGAGGCCUUAGAUUCGUGUGAAUUGGACCAUUUUAACUCCAUGUUCAGGAAAUACUCACUGGAAAGGCCAUUCCGACCCUCGGUGACGUCGGUCAGUCAGGUCAGGAACCCCCUGAGACACAUGUUGUACACAACCCUGGACAGUGACAAGCUGAGGUCAGAAAUCUCCGUGGUUGGGGGGAACGAGAGAGGCCUUUUCAUCCAGUCAGUCCAGCAAGGCUCCGAGGCAGAGAAGGAAGGGUUGAAGGAGGGACAUCAGCUGUUUCUGCUGGAAGGUUGCGUCAGAGGAGAAAGUCAAAACGUGCCCUUGGAGAUGUCAACCAAAGAGGAGGCCCAUUGGACAUUCCAGCGUUGUAACGGACCGGUCACCCUUCACCAUAAGGCAAAUCUCGAUGGUUACAAAAAACUACAGAAGGAUAUGGACGAGGGCUGCAUCACAUCAGGUGAUUCUUUCUACGUCCGCGUCAACCUGAAUAUUUCGGGACAGAACGACAGCUGUUCGAUGUGUGUGAAGUGCGAUGAAGUCAUCCACAUUUUGGACACCAUGUAUCAGGGCAAAUGCGAGUGGCUUUGUGCCCAGGUCGACCCCACCACGGACAAAGAUUUGGAGAAAGGCACCAUCCCCAGCUUCUGCAGGGCCCAACAACUCCUCAUGGUAAAGAUCCAGAGAUUGAUGUGCCGUAGCUGCAAGGAUGAGACAGAUAAUCAAUACAGCACACUCCGAGGAAUUUGGAGUGUGCUCCAGCCUGAGGAACAGCCCCCCAUCGAUCCCAAAGCCCCCCGGCUCUCGCGAGCUAGCAUCUUUUUCGGGCAAAUAUUACAGUUUGUCAGCAGGAGUGACAACAAGUACAAGAGGAUGAACAGCAGCGAGAGAGUGCGUAUUGUCACCGGGUCACCAUCUGGGCCAGCGAGAUCCACCUUCGAGACCCUCAAGAGCUCAUCCGACAAGCAAGACGAAAAAGAAAAAGAUCUGGAUGCAGAGAGCGACAUCAAGAAGAGUUUUAGCCUGAUCCCCUACAGCCUGGUCUAUCCCUGUCACACUCAGCGAAAGCGUCCUGUGCUCUUCUCUCCCACACCGCUGGCCAAAAUGCUUGUGCAAAAGCUGCUGAACUCUGGCGAGGCCAUGGAGUUUGAUAUCUGCAAACCAGAUGUUUUAAACAAAGAGGAAUAUUUACAGAAGCAGAAAUCUGAGACGAUUGUUUUCUCCAGAGAGACGCACUUAAAUGCCUUUGAAUGUGUCACACCCACCAACAUCAAAGCCGUGGCUGCCAAGAAUAAACAUUGUUUACUUGAAGCUGGACUGAACUGCACGAGAGAUUUACUUAAGAAGGACAUCUACCCAAUUAUAAUCUUCGUCAAAGUCUCUGAGAAGAACAUCAAGCGUUUAAGGAGGACGCCAACUAAACCUGAGAGCAGCGACGAGGAGCUUCUGAGAAUGUGUCGCUCCAAUGAGAGUGAGCUGGAGUCACUGCCCUGCCUUUACACCUCAGUGGACAUCGAUGCCUGGAGUAACAUCAAGGACCUUAUCAAAAUCAUCAAAGAGAAGAUCCUUGAAGAACAAAGGAAAACUAUCUGGAUCGAUCAGGAUCAGCUGUAGAGCUUCACCGAGAGACUGAGGCCAGCAUCAAGCCAAUCAAUCCACUGUAGCAAUACUAUAUACUAUGUCAAGCCAAUCUACGUCGGUUAAAAUUGGUCACUCACGUUGUGGCUGUUUAUUGCUGUGCGCAAAUU
Messenger RNA from Callorhinchus milii (elephant shark), 3809 nucleotides. RefSeq names its product caspase recruitment domain family, member 11 (gene card11). Gene Ontology annotation, molecular function: protein binding. NCBI's taxonomy places the organism in Eukaryota, Metazoa, Chordata, Chondrichthyes, Chimaeriformes, Callorhinchidae. The record is from RefSeq and is a predicted model, not a curated record. The transcript is spliced from 24 exons. Gene Ontology annotation, biological process: regulation of apoptotic process. The coding region runs from base 166 to 3675 and encodes 1169 amino acids.